Messenger RNA from Dendrobium catenatum, 990 nucleotides. RefSeq lists its product as uncharacterized. The transcript is spliced from 4 exons. Bases 1 to 990 code for a protein of 329 amino acids. Gene Ontology annotation, molecular function: nucleic acid binding; zinc ion binding. The record is from RefSeq and is a predicted model, not a curated record. Lineage: Eukaryota; Viridiplantae; Streptophyta; Magnoliopsida; Asparagales; Orchidaceae.
AUGACUUUACUUGGAAGAGGAUGGGUAUUAUGUGCAUUUGAAGACCGAAAAGCUCUUGAAUUUGUUCUAUCUAGUGGACCAUGGUAUGUGAAUGAAUAUAUCAUUGGUUUUGACAAAUGGUCUCCUUCAUUCCAGCCUAAUUCUUUAAAAGGUUUAACAACUCCUGUCUGGAUCAGGAUGCCUAACCUCCCUUUACAGUGUUGGGAUGAAAUUAACGUCUAUAUAAUAGCUUCAAAGGUUGGAACUCCAUAUUUAAUUGAUGAAAACAUUUCUCAAUGGGGAAGAAGGGAGUUUGUAAGAAUUUAUGUAAGAAUCAAGCUUGAAGAUAGAUUGACUUUGGGUGUUUGGGUGGAGGGAAUUUCUGGUAAGUUCUACCAAAAGAUUGAGUACGAGGGAAUUUUUUAUUUUUGUUUCAAAUGCGAGAGAAUUGGACACUUGAAGAACAACUGUUUAGUUGCUAGUGCAGAAAUCUGUCAGGAAGAAGGUGUCAAUGAGGUUGAUAAAGAAGGAUAUAGACCUUGGAUCCAUGUGAACUAUGGGAGGAGAAGAUUCAAUAAUACUUGGACUAGACCCGGGCAUAAGGAAGUAAACAAUACUGUGUCCGUGAAGGAAAAUGGAGUUGCUGGAAAUUCUCAUGGAGAGAAGGUAAAUGGGAAUGAUGUAAGAGUACAAAAUGAAGAAGUUAUUGUAGUAACAACCACUCGGGAAGAAGAACUGCAACAGGAGCUGGAGGAGGAAGGGGAAUAUCUGAACUCAAUGAUUAUGGUGUUUCCAAAGGUAUUGGAACAAAAAGCUAUAAAAGUAGAUAAUAUCUUGGAGUUUGAAAAUGAUAUGAAGGAAAAUCACCUAUUACAGGAGGAAAUUGAUCAUUUUCUAGCAGAUUUAGAAUUGCAGAAAGCUGCUGGAAAUUUGAACAUUGGAAAUUUGAUCGCUGGAAAGCAACUGAAAUAUUCCACUGGUGAUAAGUUAUUGUCUUAUAAUGCAGUAUAA